Messenger RNA from Dissoconium aciculare CBS 342.82, 1459 nucleotides. RefSeq lists its product as uncharacterized. Lineage: Eukaryota; Fungi; Ascomycota; Dothideomycetes; Mycosphaerellales; Dissoconiaceae. The record is from RefSeq and is a predicted model, not a curated record. The coding region runs from base 198 to 1304 and encodes 368 amino acids. The transcript has 4 exons.
UAAUUCGAUUGCCGUUGAUCGGUAUCAUCCCACAACACGUCCGCCGUUGCUUUCCCACUGAACAAAUCUGCAAUCGUCGUCAAAUUCGAUUGUCUCACGUCUCUCACUCACGACACAUUUUUUUCUGCCACAAAAUCGCGUAGCAAGUCUGCUGGUCAGACUUAUCCCAUACGCGACCUGGUCAAUACCGCUGGCACAUGUUCUUACGACUCUGGCCUUCUGAGAAACUGCUCUACAUUCCUUUCGAAGCUCGUCAUUUUCAAGCCGUUUCUGCCCGAUUCCCGAAAACCUCCACCACCUUCAACGAAAAGACCGACAGGAUGGCGUUGUCGAGCAAGUCCUUGGCCGGCCCUGGCUACAUCAUUUUGAACGGCCUGCGCGUCAUGAACAUCAUCAGUUUCCUCGCCGUCAUCACUGCAAGCAUCGUCAUGCUUGUCAAGACGUCCGUUACGACUCAUCUUUUCUUUUUCGACGCCCUGUGCCAUGUGAUUACGGCCAUCUCUAGCAUGUUCUUUAUCGCGUCGGAGCUUUGUGUUUUCCCUCUCUACUUUGAACGUUACUGGCCGUUGCUCAGCCCGAGACAUGGCCUGGUCACGCUUGCCAUCGCUAUGAUUGUCAUUGGUAUCACCGUCAUGGGCAAUCUCAACAAGGAUGCUGGAAGUGUUGAACACCUCGGACUUGCAUUCUGGCAGAUUGUCAUCUCCUCUGGCAUCCUCAUCUUCAUUUUGGGACACUUGAACUUGCUCGCCACUUUCAUUUUCCGCGAUCGCAAACAGGACAUCAACGCUCGCAUGGUCCGCUCCAACGGCGCUGCUGAGUACAAGACUCCUAUCCAAGAGAGCAGCAGCUACAAGGGCACUCCACCCGCGCCGGUUCUCGCACAGACGUACAUCUCUCAACCUAUGACACCUCCCGGCGGCAAAGGCAGCUCCUUCCGAAUUUUCGGCGGCGACCGCAGCCCUGAGCCCACUCUGCCAUCCUACCACAACCGCAGCGAUUCUCCCGACAGACUCGAGCCCGGCAACAUCUCGCCCACGAGCAAGUACUCCCGCAACACCGCCUGCACCCGGAAGACCAUGUGGGGCAAUUUCCUCGGCGCCAACUCCCGCCGCAGCCGUAUGAGCCUGGCGCCGCCGUUGCCCAUCAAUUCCUCGUUCUCUGGUGGCAUGCGCCAAGCCAACCACUCGCCGGAGAUCUCGGGCCCGUUGAAUACCAACCCGCAGUUCUCGCACCUUGCCCGCCCGGAUAGCGCUAUGCACCCGAGCCGAAGCGGCGAGAGCGAUCCUUAUCGAUGGAAAGUGUGAGCAGCACGACUCUUGCGAUCGGGGAGUACCCUGAGGAGGAAUCUGUGAAAGGUUGCUUUGCGUUCGUCUUGCUUUGGUGACUUCUGAAUUGUUCUUGUGGCUUGUCUAUUUUUCAGCGCAAGUCUCGAAUUGCUACUUCUUGAUCGCUCGACGAG